This is a messenger RNA of Solea solea (common sole), 4426 nucleotides long. RefSeq names its product 5-oxoprolinase, ATP-hydrolysing (gene oplah). Gene Ontology annotation, biological process: glutathione metabolic process. Gene Ontology annotation, molecular function: 5-oxoprolinase (ATP-hydrolyzing) activity. The transcript has 28 exons. Gene Ontology annotation, cellular component: cytosol. The coding region runs from base 170 to 4090 and encodes 1306 amino acids. The record is from RefSeq and is a predicted model, not a curated record. NCBI's taxonomy places the organism in Eukaryota, Metazoa, Chordata, Actinopteri, Pleuronectiformes, Soleidae.
AACUGACCCGGUUUCAUCGACGUGGUCUCGGUAGUAAAGGCACCGAUUACAGAAGUGGAGGAGGAGGAGGAUUCCUAAAGAUUUCCAGCCUCAGAAUCGGAGCAGCACCUGCGGACAGGUCCAGGAUUUUCAGGAGUUUUUGGGUUGUUUUUAUUUUACCUCCUCCACUAUGGCUGAGACUGAAGGAAAAUUUGACUUUGCCAUAGACCGCGGUGGCACUUUCACUGAUGUGUUUGCCCGGUUGCCCGAUGGUCGUGAAAGAGUCCUGAAACUGCUUUCCCGAGACCCACAGAACUAUAAAGACGCUCCCACUGAAGGCAUCCGCAGAGUCCUGGAAGAGGAAACAGGACGGGCCUUUCCUCGCGAUCAGCCUGUGGACACCUCACUCAUCGGCUGGAUCAGAAUGGGCACGACGGUGGCGACCAACGCGUUACUGGAGAGAGAGGGAGAGAGAACGGCUCUCCUGGUCACGAAGGGCUUUAAGGACCUGCUGCACAUUGGCACACAGGCCAGACCGAAGCUGUUUGAUCUGGAGGUCGCAGUGCCUGAAGUGCUGUACGAGGAGGUGAUAGAGGUGGAUGAGCGCGUCGUCCUCAGGCGAGAUGGCUGCCAGCUGCCCAGGAAGGAUCCCAAGCGUGUUGUCACAGGCAGCACUGGGGAUUCUCUGGAGGUGUGGAAGGAGCUCGAUCUGAAGCACGUCGAGAAGGAGCUGAGAGGAGUCCUGUCCCGUGGGAUCACCAGUGUGGCUGUGCUCCUGCUGCACUCGUACACGUGGUCCGAUCAUGAGAAAGCUGUGGGCGCCCUGGCUCGCUCUCUGGGCUUCACCCAGGUGUCUCUGUCCAGCGAGGUCAUGUCCAUGGUGCGGGCGGUGCCUCGGGGUUACACCGUCUGCGCCGACGCCUACCUCACACCCAACAUCCGUCAGUAUUUGAAAGGCUUCACCUCUGGAUUUAAGGGUGGACUGAAGGACGUGGAUGUCUUGUUCAUGCAGUCAGAUGGCGGUCUGACUCCCAUGGAGAAGUUCUGUGGUUCACGGGCCAUUCUCUCUGGCCCCGCCGGGGGUGUGGUGGGCUAUGCCGUCACCUCUUUCAGCCAGAUGGAGGAGAAACCUGUGAUUGGCUUUGACAUGGGUGGAACCUCCACAGAUGUGAGUCGAUACGCUGGCCAGUACGAACAUGUGUUCGAGGCCACCACAGCUGGAGUCACCCUGCAAGCACCGCAGCUGGACAUCAACACUGUGGCUGCAGGAGGAGGAUCCAGACUCUUCUUCAGAUCAGGGAUGUUUGUGGUUGGACCAGAGUCUGCAGGAGCACAUCCAGGACCAGCGUGCUACAGGAAAGGUGGCCCUCUGACCGUGACCGAUGCCAACUUAGCCCUUGGACGACUCCUCCCUUCAUUUUUCCCAAAGAUCUUUGGGCCCGGCGAGGACGAACCACUGUCCACCGAGGACACCAUGAAGCACUUCCGUCUUCUCACCCAAGAGAUCAACGUCUUCUUGUCCUCCAACCAGUCACAGGUGACCACAAACAACCAUACGGUGUCCAACGGUGAUUCGGGGAUGAGCGUGGAGGAGGUCGCCAUGGGAUUCAUUCGUGUCGCGAAUGAGGCCAUGUGCCGGCCAAUCAGAGCACUGACACAGGCGAAAGGCCACGAUACGUCUCAGCAUGUGUUAGCUUGUUUCGGCGGUGCAGGUGGACAACAUGCUUGUGCUAUUGCCCGAGCACUGGGGAUGAAGACUGUAUUUAUACACAAGUACAGUGGCGUACUCUCAGCUUACGGCCUGGCUCUCGCUGACGUGGUGGAGGAGGUGCAGGAGCCGUGCUCGCUGCAGUACGAAGCGCGCUGUUUCGUCGAGCUUGACCGGAGGGUGGAGCAGCUCUCGAAGCGCUGCCGCGACACACUCUGUGCGCGGGACUUCAACAGCGAUCAGAUAACCAUCGAGGUCUUCCUCCACCUGCGUUACGAGGGCACCGACUGUGCGCUCAUGGUCACCGCUGCCGGUUACCCCAGCGACGCACAGUCCUGUCAAGCAGGAGACUUUCGCAGUGCCUUCACCAAACGUUACUUGAAGGAAUUUGGAUUCACCAUCCCAGACAGACCCAUCAUGGUGGAUGACAUCAGAGUGAGGGGCUGUGGAAAAUCGGGUAUCAAAUCUGUGUAUAAAACAAAGAUGGGAUCCAAACAUGCCAAGCCUGUCACGAUGACCAAGUGUUACUUUGAAGAUGGUUACCUGGACACUAGCGUGUAUCUGUGGGAGGAGCUACCAUGUGGUGACAGCAUCCAGGGACCAGCCAUCAUCAUUGACAAGAACAGCACCAUCCUGGUGGAGCCAUGCUGUGAGGCCCAUCGGACAGAAGGGGGCGAUGUUUGCAUUGCUGUUGGAUCGGACCCUCACUGUGCCCUGGGCACUGAGCUCAACACUGUGCAGCUCUCCAUCUUCUCCCACCGCUUUAUGAGCAUAGCAGAACAGAUGGGCCGAGUUCUCCAGAGAACCUCCAUUUCGACCAACAUCAAGGAACGCCUCGACUUCUCCUGCGCCGUGUUCGGACCGGACGGCGGUCUGGUGUCCAACGCACCUCACAUACCCGUUCACCUGGGUGCCAUGCAAGAGACUGUCCAGUACCAGAUCAGAACACUGGGGAACGAGCUGAGAGAAGGGGAUGUCCUCCUGAGUAACCACCCAUGUGCCGGAGGCAGCCAUCUUCCGGACCUCACUGUCAUCACACCAGUGUUCAGGAAGGAGCUGAGCAAGCCGGUGUUCUUUCUGGCCAGCAGAGGGCACCAUGCCGACAUAGGUGGCAUCACUCCAGGCUCCAUGCCCCCUCAUUCCACAACCCUUGAGCAGGAGGGCGCCGUCUUCACGUCUUUCAAACUUGUCACUGGCGGGGUCUUCCAGGAAGAAGCUGUAACUGAAGCGCUGAUGGCUCCGGCCCAGUACCCAGACUGCUCUGGGACUCGUAAUCUCCAUGACAACCUGUCAGACCUGCGGGCUCAGGUGGCAGCCAAUCAGAGAGGCAGCCAGCUGGUGGGGGAGUUGAUUGACAGCUAUGGACUGGCUGUGGUCCAAGCCUACAUGGGGUACAUUCAGAGUAAUGCAGAGCUCGCAGUGAGGGACAUGCUGAGAGACUUUGCACGUUGUCGACGGCAACAGACUGGAUCCUUGGAGGUGGAGUCGGAGGAUUUCAUGGAUGACGGGACGCCAAUCAGGCUGCGAGUCCAAAUUAAUGAAGAAGAGGGCAGUGCUGUGUUUGAUUUCUCGGGAACUGGGACAGAGGUGUGGGGGAACUGCAAUGCUCCUCGGGCUAUCACCCUCUCUGCCCUCAUCUACUGCCUGCGCUGCAUGGUCGGACAGGACAUCCCACUCAACCAGGGUUGUCUCGCGCCAAUCAAAGUCAUCAUCCCUCCUGGCUCGAUCCUCCAGCCUUCCCAGAAUGCAGCUGUGGUUGGAGGAAAUGUUCUCACAUCCCAGAGAGUGGUCGAUGUCAUCUUUAAGGCAUUUGAAGUAUGCGCCGCUUCGCAGGGCUGCAUGAACAACAUUUCAUUUGGCACAGAGAAUGUUGGUUACUAUGAAACGGUUGCCGGGGGAGCAGGGGCAGGGCCAGGCUGGAACGGGCGGAGUGGAGUUCACAGUCACAUGACCAACACCCGCAUCACUGACCCCGAGAUCCUGGAGAAGAGGUAUCCGGUGAUUUUAGAGCAGUUCUCGCUGCGGCCCGACUCGGGAGGCGCAGGGAAGCACUGCGGUGGAGACGGUGUGAUCCGGAAACUUCUGUUCAGGAACAAGGUGGUUCUGUCUGUACUCACCGAGAGACGGUCCACUCGACCCUACGGUCUCAAAGGGGGAGAGGAUGGUGCAGCAGGACUGAACCUGCUCCACAGGGCAGACGGCAGACAGCUCAACCUGGGAGCCAAAAUCAGCAUCCCGCUACAGCCUGGGGACAUGUUCUGCCUCUACACUCCCGGUGGCGGAGGAUAUGGAGGAGAGGAGGAAACCAGCAACAAACCUAAGCCAAAGCACAGGCGCUUGAAUGAGAAUUUUCUGGAGAGAGGCAGCGUAUUCGAAUACCGGAUGGCACAAGAGGGAGUGUGAGAAGGAAUAAGAAAUCAGGAGAUGAGUCGGAGGAGAUCAGGGAAAACACGCACACAGUGAAAAAUGAAAAAUAGCAGCAACAGGUUUAAUCCCAGUACAAUGAUGAAUUAAGACUUAGAUUGUAGGCCAGUGAUAUUUUAACAGUUUCUACUUUGUACUUUUUCAGUAAGCACCACUCUUGUAAUAGACCUUUAACUUACAUCUAUUAUCUAUGGUGCUCAUCCUAGCUGUUAGGAUUGAACACUUUGGGAAAAAAAGGCACAAUUUAAAAAACGACUGAAAUACAAACACCACACCUGUUAAUUUAACAACACAAUUAAACCCAGUUUCUGCUGA